Molecule: messenger RNA, 1218 nt
Organism: Nicotiana tabacum (common tobacco)
Lineage: Eukaryota; Viridiplantae; Streptophyta; Magnoliopsida; Solanales; Solanaceae
Product: putative HVA22-like protein g
Source: RefSeq, a predicted model, not a curated record
UGCACGUUCCUAUAAUAAUCAUACGACGAACUUGUUUCUCCCUUCUUCCUCUUCUUUCACGUUUCCCCCCAUUAUUCCUUUUUUUUCCUCUCUUCAGUUAUAUCUUUUUCCCCAGAAUUUGAGAUCCUUUCUUUGCAUAAACGUGACUAUAUAUAUAUUCUCCUAAUUUCCUUUUGCAGAAUCUCCGCACCAUUAUCUUCUUCUCCAUAAUAUUUAUGCCAUUUUUAAUUCCCAUUCAAUUUUUUAUUCAGAAAUUUCACUGCACUUCUUCAAAUCCCUUUGAAUCAUUUCUUACAUAGAUCCCAAGUUUUUUUCUCUCCCAUUUCAAGGUUCCUUUUCAAGUUCAGCAAGCAUUUUGAAGAAAGAUGUUGGGAGAAUUCAUCACUAGCAGUUUAGUAUUGGUUCUUGGAUAUGCAUACCCUGCUUUUGAAUGUUUUAAGACUAUUGAGAAGAACAGAGUUGAUAUUGAAGAACUCAGAUUCUGGUGCCAAUAUUGGAUCAUUGUUGCAGUGUUGAGAAUUAUUGAGAGCUUUGGUGAUGUAUUCAUGGCAUGGCUACCAAUGUACAGCGAGGCAAAGUUGGCACUUAUCAUCUACUUAUGGUAUCCAAAAACAAAGGGUACAGGAUACAUAUAUGAUGCCUUGUUGAAGCCAUUUGUGUCAAAGCAUGAACCAGAGAUUGACAGGGGUUUUCUAGAGUUCAGAGCCAGGGCAUUUGACUUGGCUAUUUACUACUGGCACAAUUGCACUGAAUUGGGGCAAGCAAAAUUCUUUCAAUUGCUUGAUUUUGUAGCUGCUCCAUCUAGAAGAAAUUCACAUCUCAGCUCCGAGCAAAGAAAUGGGACUGACCAUUCUCGAGGACCGCCACCUCCUUCGGCCCCACCAGCACCACCGUCAUCAUCAUCCUUCAGUUUAUUCAGGAGGAACAAGCCGCCGUCAGACAAGAGGCAGCCACCUCAAUCGCCGCGGUCUUACUACGAUCACCGGUCAACUUUUCAUCCUUCUAAACCGGAAACGGUCCAAGUUCACCCGGAGGAUCUUUCAUUCCUAGACACAGACUAUUUUGAACCCGGUUCGGACCAUGCUGCCCGGCCCAGAUAUAGGCGCAGUUAGUCAACAGAUAGUUUACUAGAAAUAGUAGUAAGAAAAUUGUACAUUGUAAAUAAGCCCCAAAAAAAGAAAAGUAAAACUCAGAUUUUUAAAUACUUUUUUUAUUGAA